Schistosoma margrebowiei is the source of this 1843-nucleotide messenger RNA. The record is from the annotation of a GenBank genome assembly. Lineage: Eukaryota; Metazoa; Platyhelminthes; Trematoda; Strigeidida; Schistosomatidae.
GGUAUAUCUAUCUAUCUAUCUAUAUAUGGAUUCAGAAAAUAAUCCAUCUAAUAUGGAAGAUAUUAUACAAUUAAUAAAACAAUCUAAUCAUGAUAUUAAAUCAUUUAAAAUUAUUUAUGAUAAAUUAACAAAUUCUAUAUCUAUAAAUGAAUUAAAUAAUUUUCUAGAAAUAUUAAUUAAUCAUUUAUCUGAAUUACAAAUCAAUACUAUUCAAAAAUUAUUAAUCGAUAAUAUCAAUUUAUCACAUUGGAUUAAUUAUAAUGAUUCAAUAAUUUAUAAAAAUAUCAUACAUUUAUAUAUAACAUGUUUAACAUAUUAUCCAAAUUUAAUUUAUUCUAUAUGUGAUUUAUAUAUUAAUCAAAUAUUUUAUUUAAAAAAUUUAAUUGAACCAUUCAAUUAUCAAUAUUUUAAUCAAUUUAUUGAUUUUUCAUUGGAAUUUUUUAUAUCAAUCUGUCAAUUAUUACCAUUACAAUCAAUGAAUAUUGAUUUAUUGAUUGAUUUAUUAAUAAAAUAUUUUCCAAAUUGGCGUAAAUCAAUUAAAGAAUUAUUAUGGUCAACAUAUCAUUUAAUUAAUUUAUUAUGUCAUCAACAAUUAUCUAAAUUAUUAACAAAUAUACAUAAAUGUAAUUUAUUAUCUAUUUUAUUUCAUAUAAUUAUUGAUAUAGAAUUAAAUCCUAAUGGAAUUCAUUAUGAAAAUAUAUUAAAAUUAUUUGAAAAUACAACAAUUUAUUCAUUAUUUGAAAAAUUUGAUCAAACAAUAUUAAAAACAAAUUUAAACAUUUUAUUUUAUACUAUUGAACAAAUAGAUAAAAUGAUUAAUGAUAAAAAUUGGUUUAAACUUGAAUUGAUUAGUUGGUUAUUAAUGACACAUUUAAGUAGUAUAUGUAUGGAAAUAAAUAAUAAUUCAUGUAUAGAAUUAAAUUGGAAUUUAUUAUGUACAAUAUUUCGACAUGUACGUGAUUUAUUCUCUGAAUAUAUAUUACCAGUUAAUAUAUAUAUGGUAGGUUAUCCAAUAAUUUGUUUUUAUAUAUGUAGUUUACGUGGUGGUUUAAUUAUCAAUUUUAUUGAUUUUUUAUGGAAUAUUAUAAAAGAUUAUCAACGGGAUCAAGAUAGUCGUCUUAUGGCAUUAUCUUAUUUAUGUUUUAUAUUAAUAAAUGGAAAAUAUUGUUUUAUUGAAUUAAUUAUUGAAAUAAUGCAUGAUAUAAGUACAUGGUGUAUUGAUUAUACAUAUCGAAAUCGUACAAUUUUAACACAAUCUAAUUCAAUACAUUUAUUAUCAGAACAUAAAAUUUAUUAUGCUAUAUGUAAUGUAUUAAUUUAUAUAUUUGUACAAUUACAUACAGAAUUAUUAAAUAAUGAAUAUUUUCAAUGUUGUAAUCGUUUACCUAUAGCACAAAUUUGUAUAUCACCAUUUAAACCAUUAAUAUAUAUACCAAUAGAAUUACGUCAAAUAUUUUUUUAUAUUAUAUCAACUUAUCAAUUAAGUUGGUCUAUGAUUAGUUUAACUCAAUCUAUACAUGAACAAAAUUAUUUUCAUAAUAAUAUUUCAUUAUUAACAAUAGAUAUGAUACAAUCUAUUAGACCAAAUCAAAUAAUUCAAAUACCAAAGAAUAAAUGUUUAUUAUCACUUUCAUUACCAAUGAUUAAUUGUUUAUUUCGUAGUAUUAAUAUAGGAAAAUGUUUAAUAAAUCAACAAAUAAAUCAUUCUGAAGAUCAUUCUAAAUCUAAUCCAAGUUUAUCAACAUCAUCAUCUUCUCAUAAAAAACGUAAAAUAGAAUCAACUAUUGAAAAAAGUAUCAUUACUAAUGAAUCUAUUUCAAAAGUUACUAAAGAAUCAGAAUAG